GGAUGAAGAUGCAGGGGAACAGAAAUGAAUGUGAUACAGUGGAUUGAAGACAGAAUCGAUCUAUCUGAGGGUUCCACUUUAGUUGGUGUUGUUAAUCAAGAUAGAGGAAAACACUGAACUUUGAAAAAAAUGUUGGAAACCAUAGAGUUGGAGCUGUGGAAAGUUAUCUCUUGUAAUGACUGCAAGAAACAUGCAAACAAAAAUCGGGCCCUACAGGCAGCAGAGCGCUUACAAGCCAAGCUCCGAGAACGAGGCGAUGUAGCAAAUGAAGACAAGCUAAGCCUUCUGAAGUCAGUGCUGCAGAGCCCUCUCUUCAGUCAGAUUCUGAGUCUACAGGCCUCAGUGCAGCAGCUGAAAGACCAGGUAAACAUUGCACCUUCGGCAGCUUCCAGUGUUGAGUGUGCCCACAGUCCUCAUCUCAGCUCCUCCGUAAUUCCUGCUCCGCAAAAUGAAUCAUUAUUAUCCUCAAAUGAUGGGAAUCAAGAGGCACUCACAGGCCCUGGUACUCCACAUAGCAGUGGGAAACCUGUGUGUGAUGAGUUUGAUCAGUUAAUCAAAACUAUGGCUCAGGGUCGCCAUGUAGAAGCUUUUGAGCUCCUCAGACCUUCCUGUGGAGGCCUUGGCUUCAGCGUGGUGGGGCUCAGCAGUGAAAACCGGGGCGAGCUGGGAAUAUUCGUGCAGGAGAUACAGGAGGGCAGCGUGGCGCACAGAGAUGGAAGGCUGAAGGAAACUGAUCAGAUCCUCGCUAUCAAUGGGCAGGCACUUGACCAGACCAUCACACAUCAGCAGGCCAUCAGCAUCCUGCAGAAGGCCAAGGAUACUGUCCAGCUCAUCAUCGCCAGGGGCCCCUUGUCCCAGGUCUCCAGCCCCCGGGUGUCCCGUUCCCCGUCUGCAGCCAGCACAGUCUCAGCUCAUUCUAACCCGGUUCACUGGCAGCAUGUAGAAACCAUUGAGUUGGUGAACGACGGGUCUGGUCUGGGAUUUGGCAUCAUAGGAGGAAAGGCGACUGGUGUGAUUGUCAAAACCAUUCUACCGGGAGGAGUAGCCGACCAGGUGAGCUGCGCUCACGGACGAUUAUGUAGUGGAGACCAUAUUCUAAAGAUUGGUGACACCGAUUUGGCAGGCAUGAGCAGUGAGCAAGUAGCACAGGUCCUGAGGCAGUGUGGAAAUAGGGUUAAACUGAUGAUUGCAAGAGGCGCCAUUGAGGAAACGACAGCACCCGCCUCUUUGGGCAUCACCCUCUCCUCCUCCUCUUCUGCACCGGAGAUGCGGGUUGAUGCUUCUACUCAGAAAAGUGAAGAAAGUGAGACAUUUGAUGUGGAGCUCACUAAAAAUGUUCAAGGAUUAGGAAUUACUAUUGCUGGUUAUAUUGGAGAUAAGAAAUUAGAACCAUCAGGAAUUUUUGUAAAGAGCAUUACAAAAAGCAGUGCUGUUGAACAUGAUGGAAGAAUCCAAAUUGGAGACCAAAUUAUAGCAGUAGAUGGCACCAACCUUCAAGGUUUUACCAAUCAACAAGCAGUCGAGGUAUUGCGACACACAGGACAAACUGUGCGCCUGACGCUAGUGCGGAGGGGAAUGAAGCAGGAGACGGAGCUCCUGGCAAGGGAGGGUGUCGCAGAGGAUGUGGAAAAUUGUGAAAAAGAUGAAGACUCUUUGUCUUUGAGGAGAAAUGUCAGCAUAUUACCAAUUGAAGAAGAAGGCUUCCCCCUGCUCUCCGAUGAGGUGGAGGAGACGGAAGACGCACAGCAACGAGAAGCUGCCCUGCUGACAAAGUGGCAGAGGGUGAUGGGAGUGAACUAUGAAGUGGUGGUGGCUCAUGUGAACAAGUUCAGUGAGAACAGUGGAUUGGGGAUAAGUCUGGAAGCAACAGUGGGGCAUCAUUUUAUCCGAUCUGUUCUACCAGAAGGUCCUGUUGGACACAGUGGGAAACUCUUCAGUGGAGAUGAGCUUUUGGAAGUGAAUGGCAUAACUUUGCUUGGGGAAAAUCAUCAAGAGGUGGUCAAUAUUUUGAAAGAACUGCCUAUAGAGGUGACGAUGGUGUGCUGUCGUCGAACUGUGCCUCCCACCACCCAGUCAGAAUUGGAUAGCCUGGACCUGAGUGAUAUUGAGCUGACAGAAAAGCCCCACCUAGAUCUGGGUGAGCUCAUUGGGUCGUCGGAGACAGAAGACCCACUGCUGGCGGUGACUGGCGUGAGCCAGAGCACGGAGGAGGCUCAGGCACCUUUGGCCAUGUGGGAGGCCGGCAUUCAGCACAUAGAGCUGGAGAAAGGGAGCAGAGGCCUUGGAUUUAGCAUUUUAGACUAUCAGGACCCGGUUGACCCAGCAAGCACUGUGAUUGUGAUUCGUUCCCUGGUGCCUGGCGGCAUUGCUGAAAAGGACGGACGACUUCUUCCUGGAGAUCGCCUCAUGUUUGUCAAUGACAUUAACCUCGAACACAGCAGUCUGGAAGAGGCGGUGGGAGCCCUGAAGGGAGCUUCGCUGGGGACUGUGAGGAUCGGGGUGGCCAAGCCUUUACCUCUGUCACCAGAAGAAGGUUAUGUUUCUGCUAAGGAGGAUCCCUUUCUCUACCCACCACUGUCCUGCAAGGAGCAAGGUCUGCGUGCCAAAGCCCUCUGCGGGGCUGACUUGGCUCUGGUGGAGUCGCGCGAUGCCGGAGUGCUGGAUGAGUCCCCAUUGGAGUCGCAGUGCUCUCCUGGUACUGACAGCGUCUACUCUACCCAAGCCUCUGUCUUAUCUUUCCACGGCAGUGCUUGCAGUGAUGGCCUCAGCCGUGGUCCCUCCCUUCCAUCAUCCCCUACCAAGGAUGUUGAUGAAAAUUCCUCUGAUCUAGUACAUGAUCUGCACAUGUCCUUGGAAGAACUGUAUGCCCAGAGUCUCCUGCAAAGGCAGAAUGAGAAUCCAUCUUUAGCAGACAUGAGCAUGGGAUCUGCUUCUGCGUUUGCCAUAAAUGACUAUACACCUGCAAACCCUAUUGAACAGUAUGGAUGUGAAAACACAGUGCCUUGGACUGAAUCUCAGUUCCCGAGUGAAGUUACCUCGAGCGCAGAGCUUCCUUUUCCUGUGGCCCCCGACUCAGCCGGAAAGGGCUCUGAGUGCUUAAUUGAACGGAGCUCUCUAUCCUCUAAUGACCAGUCUGUCAUGCUAGAAAAUAUGUCCAAAGAAUCUUUUGAGAGGACUAUUACUAUAGCAAAAGGCAAUUCUAGCUUAGGGAUGACUGUUAGUGCGAACAAAGAUGGCUUGGGAAUGACUGUCCGAAGCAUUAUCCAUGGAGGUGCCAUUAGUCGGGAUGGCCGGAUUGCCGUUGGCGACUGCAUUUUGUCCAUUAAUGAGGAGUCUACCAUCAGUUUAACCAGUGCCCAGGCACGAGCCAUGUUAAGAAGACAUUCUCUCAUUGGGCCUGACAUUAAAAUUAGUUACGUGCCUGCAGAACAUUUGGAGGAGUUCAGAAUAAGUUUGGGGCAACAAUCUGGCGGAAUAAUGGCACUGGAUAUUUUUUCUUCCUAUACUGGCAGAGACAUUCCGGAACUACCAGAGCGAGAAGAGGGGGAGGGAGAGGAGAGUGAGCUCCAGAACGCGGCGUACAGCAGCUGGAAUCCGCCCAGGAGGGUUGAACUGUGGAGAGAACCAAGCAAAUCCCUGGGCAUCAGCAUUGUCGGUGGACGAGGGAUGGGGAGUCGCCUGAGCAGUGGUGAAGUGAUGAGAGGCAUUUUCAUCAAACAUGUUCUGGAGGACAGUCCAGCCGGGAAAAACGGAACCUUGAAGCCUGGAGACAGGAUAGUAGAGGUGGAUGGAAUGGACCUCAGAGAUGCAAGCCACGAACAAGCUGUGGAAGCCAUUCGGAAAGCAGGCAACCCUGUAGUCUUUAUGGUUCAGAGCAUUGUAAACAGACCAAGGAAAUUUCCUUUGCCUUCCUUGCCGCACAACCUUUACCCUAAGUGCAGCUUCAGCAGCACUAACCCAUUUGCUGACGCUCUGCAGUUCAACGCUGACCAGGCACCCAGUCACUCCGAGACAGAGCCAGAGAAGGCUCCGUCAUGUGAUGCUCUUCAGCCCUCGUCUUCAGCAUUUGCAGAAAUGGGCAGUGAUAAUGCACAGUCAUCUGCAAGCAAAGCCUCAGAGGACACGGACAAAGAGGAUGAGUUCGGUUACAGCUGGAAAAGUAUCAGAGAACGUUAUGGAACCCUAACAGGCAAGCUCCAUAUGAUUGAACUGGAGAAAGGUCAGAGUGGUUUGGGCCUAAGUCUCGCUGGGAACAAAGACCGAACCCGAAUGAGUGUCUUUAUAGUGGGAAUUGAUCCAAAUGGAGCAGCAGGAAGAGAUGGUCGAUUGCAGAUUGCAGACGAACUUCUAGAGAUCAAUGGUCAAAUUUUAUAUGGAAGAAGUCAUCAGAAUGCCUCAUCAAUUAUCAAAUGUGCCCCUUCUAGAGUAAAAAUCAUUUUCAUCAGAAAUAAAGAUGCAUUGAGUCAGAUGGCUGUAUGUCCCGGAAAUACAGCAGAAUCUUUGCCUUCCACUUCAGACAGUCUUCAACAUAAGGAGGUAGAACCAAGUGUUGCUGCUCCUGAAGCGAUUGCGGACCUCAGCUCAUUUAAAGAUGUGCACUGCCUGGAGCUGCCCAAGGACCAAGGGGGUUUGGGCAUCGCUAUCAGUGAAGAAGACACACUCAGUGGAGUCAUCAUAAAGAGUUUAACAGAGAAUGGGGUGGCAGCCAAGGAUGGACGCCUCAAAGUCGGAGACCAGAUCCUAGCUGUAGAUGAUGAAGUUGUUGUUGGCCAUCCCAUUGAAAAGUUUAUUAGCCUGCUGAAGACAGCGAAGGCAACAGUAAAACUGACCGUUCACGCUGAGAUUCCAGAUUCCCAGACUUUUCCUUCGGCAGCUGGUGCAGCCAGUGGAGAGAAAAUGAACAGCUCGCAGCUUCCAGUGGUCCCACAGUCUGGCUCCCCGGAACCGGAACCAGAGUCCGUCCGAAGUACAAGCAGGUCUUCAACACCAGCGAUCUUCGCUUCUGACCCUGCAACCUGCCCCAUUAUCCCUGGCUGUGAGACCACAAUUGAGAUUUCCAAAGGGCGAACCGGGCUGGGCCUCAGCAUUGUGGGAGGGUCCGACACGCUGCUGGGCGCCAUUAUUAUCCAUGAAGUUUAUGAAGAAGGAGCAGCAUGUAAAGAUGGGAGACUCUGGGCUGGAGAUCAGAUCUUAGAGGUGAAUGGAAUUGACCUGAGAAAGGCCACCCAUGAUGAAGCAAUCAACGUCCUGAGACAGACACCCCAGAGAGUGCCCCUGACACUCUACAGAGACGAGGCUCCCUACAAAGAGGACGACAUGUGUGAGGCCCUCACUGUGCAGCUGCAGAAGAAGCCAGGAAAAGGCCUCGGACUGAGCAUUGUUGGUAAAAGAAACGAUACUGGCGUGUUCGUGUCAGAUAUCGUUAAGGGCGGAAUUGCAGAUGCUGAUGGAAGGCUGAUGCAGGGAGACCAGAUAUUAAUGGUGAACGGAGAAGAUGUGCGUAAUGCCACGCAGGAAGCUGUUGCUGCUUUGCUAAAGUGUUCCCUAGGCACAGUGACCCUGGAAGUGGGAAGAAUCAAAGCCGGCCCAUUUCACUCAGAGAGGAGGCCUUCUCAAAGCAGCCAGGUGAGUGAAGGCAGCCUGUCGUCUUUCACUCUUCCCCUGUCUGGAACGAGUACAUCAGAGUCACAGGAAUGUAGCUCAAAGAGGAAUGCGUUAGCGUCUGAAAUACAGGGAUUAAGAACAGUUGAAAUAAAAAAGGGGCCUUCUGACUCCCUGGGGAUCAGUGUUGCCGGAGGAAUGGGGAGCCCGCUUGGUGACGUUCCUAUAUUUAUUGCCAUGAUGCACCCAAAUGGCGUUGCAGCUCAAACCCAGAAACUCAGAGUUGGAGACCGGAUUGUCACCAUCUGUGGCACAGCCACUGAAGGAAUGACUCACACUCAAGCAGUGAACUUGCUGAAAAAUGCCUCCGGCUCCAUUGAAAUGCAGGUGGUUGCCGGAGGAGACGUGAGUGUGGUCACAGGUCAUCAGCAGGAGCCUGCCGGCGCGGGUCUUCCUUUCACCGGGCUGCCGGCAAGCACUGUGUUUCAGGAGGAUUUAGGACCUCCUCAGUGUAAGUCCAUUACACUAGAACGAGGGCCAGAUGGGCUAGGCUUCAGCAUAGUAGGAGGGUACGGCAGCCCGCACGGGGACUUACCCAUUUAUGUGAAAACGGUGUUUGCAAAGGGAGCAGCGUCAGAAGAUGGGCGCCUGAAAAGGGGCGAUCAGAUCAUUGCCGUCAACGGACAGAGUCUAGAAGGGGUAACCCACGAAGAGGCCGUUGCUGUGCUUAAGCGAACAAAGGGCGCUGUCACUCUCACGGUUCUGUCCUGAAGUGGCGGCCCGAGCCGAGCCAGCUCCGCCCCUUGCUCCCCUAGCUUCCCGUCAGGAGAACGGGCUGAUCUGACACGUGACGUUUCCUAUGCUGUACUCAUGAGGUCUUUAAAACUGUAAUUGAAAAAUAAUAUUUCAGUUUGUUUUUC
Molecule: messenger RNA, 6521 nt
Organism: Chinchilla lanigera (long-tailed chinchilla)
Lineage: Eukaryota; Metazoa; Chordata; Mammalia; Rodentia; Chinchillidae
Gene: Mpdz
Product: multiple PDZ domain protein
Exons: 48
Coding region: 130-6372 (2080 amino acids)
Molecular function (GO): protein binding
Source: RefSeq, a predicted model, not a curated record